AUGGAACGAAUAUGGCUCCCGCUUUUGCUGUCUGUAAAAUUGCUGUCAGUGACUGCACAAUUCAAUGGAUAUAACUGUGAUGCUAACUUACAUAGCAGGUUUCCUGCAGAACAAGAUAUCAACGUCUACUGUGGAGUUCAGGCAAUUUCUAUGAAGAUUAAUUUUUGCACUGUCCUGUUUUCUGGUUACUCUGAAACUGAUUUAGCACUAAAUGGGAAACACGGGGACUCUCACUGCAGGGGAUUUAUAAACAACAACACAUUUCCAGCAGUGGUAAUUUUCAUAAUCAAUCUCAGCACUUUGGAAUCUUGUGGAAGUUCUUUAAUGGUAACCUCAGUUCCAGGUAUCAAUGUAUAUGGCAAUGCAUCCACAGUCCAAAUAGGUAAUAUUUCAGGAUAUAUAGAUACCCCAGAUCCACCAACAAUUAUCAGCUAUUUACCAGGACUUCUGUAUAAAUUUAGCUGUAGUUAUCCUUUGGAAUACCUAGUCAACAAUACACAACUUGCUUCGUCAUCAGCUGCAAUUUCUGUAAGAGAGAACAAUGGUACAUUUAUAAGCACUUUGAAUUUGCUCCUUUACAAUGACUCUACCUACAGCCAACAGCUGAUUAUACCUAACACAGGACUACCUUUAAAAACAAAAGUUUUUGCAGCUGUGAGAGCAACAAACCUGGAUGGAAGAUGGAAUGUUUUGAUGGAUUACUGCUACACUACUCCAUCUGGAAAUCCAAAUGACAAUUUGCGAUAUGAUCUCUUCUUUAGUUGUGACAAAGACCCUCAGACAACUAUAAUUGAAAAUGGGAAGAGUCAAAUGGGCCGAUUUUCUUUUGAGGUGUUCCGCUUUGUGAAACAUAAGAACCAGAAAAUGUCUGCGGUUUUUCUACAUUGUAUCACAAAGUUGUGCAGAGCGGAUGACUGCCCCUUUCUUGUUCCAGCCUGCAGUAAUAGAAAAAAAAGAGAUGUGAUGAAGCAAACCACUUGGACACCUCAGAGCAUUUCUGGAAGUGCAGUAAUAUCUGCUGGCCCGAUAAUUACGAGAACUGAGGAAAUCCCAACCAACAAUUCACAGCUCGGAAGUCCAAAUGGAUUUUCUUUCCAGCUGAAUUCAGUCACCAGUGCAUUGAUUUCAGGAAUAGUAAUUCUAGGAAUUAUCAGCACCAUUUCUUGUGUAUUAUCCCUUCUCCUUUUCUACAGAAAGGGGCACAGCAGUAACCUUAUUUUGAGUGGUGUAAGAAAUCCAGUUUUCAAUUAGAAGGAACAAAUCAUUUGAACAUUCUCCAAUUGCCAUAAAAUGUAUUUGCCUUAAAGUGUCACCAAGGUAUCACUUCAUUGUUAUCAGAUUCCUGUUAUUUCUAGUAGUGCUAUGCUAUUAUAUAGAUAAU
Molecule: messenger RNA, 1381 nt
Organism: Thamnophis sirtalis
Lineage: Eukaryota; Metazoa; Chordata; Lepidosauria; Squamata; Natricidae
Gene: ZPLD1
Product: zona pellucida like domain containing 1
Source: RefSeq, a predicted model, not a curated record